AUGACUACAGCUGCCGAUGUUACAUCUUCGCUCGCGAAGGCAUCCCUAGACGACGCAUCGACCGCUCAAUCACCUUCUGUCCUGCUCGCGCAAGUGUCUACAACAUCGCAAGAGACCUCGUCAGCCGACGGAGGCGCAGCCGCCCCGGCCAUUAAACCAGCUCAGGAGGGCGCGCACGUCCAGGUCGUCACGCCCUGGGACGUCGAGGGCGCCGUUACGGACGAUGGCAAGCAGCUCGCGAUCGACUACGACAAGCUCGUUGACCAGUUCGGUACGCGGAGGGUGGAUGCGGCGGUCCUGGAGCGAUUCGAGCGGUUGACGGGCCAUCAUCCACACGUGUUCCUGAAGAGAGGGAUGUUCUUCUCGCACCGUGACUUCGAUAAGAUUCUGGAUCGCUACGAGCAAGGAAAGCCAUUCUUCCUGUACACCGGGCGGGGGCCGAGUAGCGAUAGCAUGCAUCUGGGGCACAUGGUGCCCUUCGUUUUCACAAAAUGGUUGCAGGACGUCUUUGAUGUACCUUUGGUCGUACAAUUGACUGACGACGAGAAGUUUCUCUUCAAACAUGAGCUCAAGCCUGAGCAGACGUACGAGUUCGCACGACGGAAUGCGCGGGAUAUCAUCGCCGUCGGGUUCGACCUCAAGAAGACGUUCAUCUUCAGCGACUACGACUACGUCGGAGGCGCGUUCUACAGGAACGUCUCCAAGAUCUCCCGCCAAAUCACCAUCAACCAGGCGAAGGCUACGUUCGGCUUCAACGACUCCGACAACAUCGGCAAGAUCCACUUCGCCUCUAUCCAAGCCGCGCCCUCCUUCUCCAACUCCUUCCCGCACAUCUUCGGCACCGUCUCGAACAUCCCCUGCCUCAUCCCCUGCGCGAUCGACCAGGACCCGUACUUCCGCCUCACGCGCGACGUCGCCGUCAAGCUCAAGUAUCCCAAGCCCGCGCUCCUCCACUCCAAGUUCUUCCCCGCGCUCCAGGGCCCGCAGACGAAGAUGAGCGCGUCGGACGUGAACUCGAGUAUCUACAUGAGCGACACGCCUGCGCAGAUCAAGAACAAGAUCAACCGCCAUGGUUUCUCGGGGGGACAGGAGACGGAGGAGGAGCAUAGGCGCUUGGGCGGGAACCCGGAUGUGGAUGUUGCGUAUCAGUACCUGGGCUUCUUCAUGGAGGACGAGGAGGAAUGGGUAAAGCUAGGAGAGGAGUACCGAGCUGGUCGCUUGUUGACCGGCCAGUUGAAGGCGAAAUGUAUUCAGCUCCUGCAAGACUUCAUCAAGAACUUCCAGGAGCGGAAAGCAAAGGUUACCGAUGCGGAUAUCAACGCAUUCAUGGACUCGAGUCGCAAGAUUGAGCCUACAUAUGGCAAGAGCAAGGCCGCCCCCGCAUCGUGA
Messenger RNA from Rhodofomes roseus, 1389 nucleotides. Its product is annotated as tryptophanyl-tRNA synthetase. The transcript has 9 exons. The record is from RefSeq and is a predicted model, not a curated record. Gene Ontology annotation, biological process: tryptophanyl-tRNA aminoacylation. Gene Ontology annotation, molecular function: tryptophan-tRNA ligase activity; ATP binding. Gene Ontology annotation, cellular component: cytoplasm. The coding region runs from base 1 to 1389 and encodes 462 amino acids. Lineage: Eukaryota; Fungi; Basidiomycota; Agaricomycetes; Polyporales; Fomitopsidaceae.